AAAAAGAAAGGCGGAAGCGGAAGUUGGGGGGCGCGUCAGCUCCGAAAGAGGGAGCGACUGCAGCGUCGGUCCGGAGUGGGGUCGCCAUGGGGCGAGGCAGCGGCACCUUCGAGCGUCUCCUAGACAAAGCCACCAGCCAGCUUCUAUUGGAGACAGACUGGGAGUCCAUUCUACAGAUCUGCGACCUGAUCCGUCAGGGGGACACCCAAGCAAAAUAUGCUGUAAACUCCAUCAAGAAGAAGGUCAACGAUAAGAACCCCCAUGUGGCUUUGUACGCUCUGGAGGUGAUGGAGUCUGUGGUAAAGAACUGUGGCCAGACAGUCCAUGAUGAAGUGGCCAACAAACAGACCAUGGAAGAACUGAAGGAGCUGCUGAAGAGGCAAGUGGAAGUUAAUGUUCGGAACAAGAUCUUGUACCUGAUCCAGGCCUGGGCACAUGCCUUCCGGAACGAACCCAAGUACAAGGUGGUCCAGGACACAUACCAGAUCAUGAAGGUGGAAGGACAUGUCUUCCCUGAAUUUAAGGAAAGCGAUGCCAUGUUUGCUGCUGAAAGAGCCCCUGACUGGGUGGAUGCUGAGGAGUGCCAUCGGUGCAGAGUACAGUUUGGGGUGGUGACCCGCAAGCAUCACUGCAGAGCAUGUGGGCAGAUCUUCUGUGGCAAGUGCUCCUCCAAGUACUCCACCAUCCCCAAGUUCGGCAUUGAGAAGGAGGUGCGCGUGUGUGAGCCCUGCUAUGAGCAGCUGAACAAGAAGGCAGAAGGGAAGGCUUCCUCUACCACUGAGUUGCCCCCAGAGUACCUGACCAGCCCCCUGUCACAGCAGUCUCAGCUGCCCCCAAAGCGGGAUGAGACAGCCCUGCAGGAAGAGGAGGAGCUACAGCUGGCUCUGGCCCUAUCACAGUCAGAGGCUGAGGAGAAAGAGAGGAUGAGACAGAAAACAACAUAUACAGCACAUCCAAAGGCAGAGCCUACACCCUUGGCUUCCUCUGCGCCCCCAGCUGGCAGCCUGUAUUCCUCGCCUGUGAACUCAUCAGCGCCUCUGGCUGAGGACAUCGACCCUGAGCUUGCAAGAUACCUCAACCGGAACUACUGGGAAAAGAAACAGGAAGAAGUGCGGAAGAGCCCCACGCCUUCUGCGCCUGUGCCCCUGACAGAGCCAGCGGCCCAGCCUGGAGAAGCACAUACAGCCCCCAACAGCAUGGCAGAGGCUCCUCUUCCGGAGACAGACUCUCAGCCCAUAACUCCCUGCAGCGGCCCCUUUAGUGAGCAGUACCAGAAUGGGGAGUCAGAGGAGAGCCACGAGCAGUUCCUCAAGGCCCUGCAGAAUGCAGUCAGCACUUUCGUCAACCGCAUGAAGAGCAACCACAUGCGGGGCCGCAGCAUUACCAACGACUCAGCUGUGCUGUCACUCUUCCAGUCCAUCAACAGCAUGCACCCGCAGCUGCUCGAGCUGCUCAACCAGCUGGAUGAGCGCAGGCUGUACUACGAGGGGCUUCAGGACAAGCUGGCACAGAUACGUGACGCCCGAGGGGCUCUGAGCGCCUUGCGUGAAGAGCACAGGGAGAAGCUGCGCCGGGCAGCUGAGGAGGCUGAGCGUCAACGUCAGAUCCAGCUGGCACAGAAGCUGGAGAUCAUGAGACAGAAGAAGCAGGAGUACCUGGAGGUGCAGAGACAGCUAGCUAUCCAGCGCCUGCAGGAACAGGAGAAGGAACGGCAGAUGCGCCUAGAGCAACAGAAGCAGACCGUCCAGAUGCGUGCCCAGAUGCCUGCUUUCCCCUUGCCUUAUGCUCAGCUCCAGGCUAUGCCCACAGCUGGGGGUGUACUCUACCAGCCCUCAGGCCCAGCCAGCUUCCCUGCCACCUUCAGCCCAGCAGGCUCAGUAGAGGGCUCUCCGAUGCAUGGUGUGUAUAUGAGCCAGCCAGCCCCAGCCACUGGCCCCUACCCCAGCAUGCCUGGCACCACAGCAGAUCCCAGCAUGGUCAGCGCCUACAUGUACCCAACAGGUGCCCCUGGGGCACAGGCAGCCCCUCAGGCCCAGGCCGGGCCCACCACCAGCCCUGCCUACUCCUCCUACCAGCCCACGCCAACCCCAGGCUACCAGAGCGUGGCUUCUCAGGCCCCACAGAGUCUCCCAGCCAUCUCGCAGCCUCCACAGACCAGCAACAUAGGCUACAUGGGGAGCCAGCCGAUGUCCAUGGGCUACCAGCCGUACAAUAUGCAGAAUCUCAUGACCGCCCUUCCCGGCCAGGACGCGUCUCUGCCGGCCCAGCAACCUUACAUCCCAGGGCAGCAGCCUCUGUACCAGCAGAUGGCCCCCAGCACCGGCCCUCCCCAGCAGCAGCCCCCUGUGGCCCAGCCAGCACCUACACAGGGACCGCCAGCACAGGGCAGUGAGGCCCAGCUCAUCUCCUUCGACUGACCCUGAGUCUGGCGCUCACCAUGCAGAGUAACACUACAGUUCACCAGAAACCACUUAUGUCUAACUAGCCGUUCCUCCCCUAUCACUGCCCUGUAGUGUCCCUUCUGUGAGCAAGGGGUCGGCCUUCACCCUUGGCCCUCUUCCCUGUCCUCAGUGGUCUGGCUCCUGUCACUGGUUCCCUGCUUUGGUCCUGAUGCCGUCUGACCUACCCGGGCUGGGGCUCAGCAGGGCAAGUAGAACCUUCUCUGGAGAGUGCCCAGCUGGGGCCUGCCACAGGAGAAUGCUGUGGGGAUGCUUAGCCUGGCCCGGAGUCUGAUGUGAACUAACUGUGUGGUGUCCAGGCAUGGCCCUGGUACCCAGAAGAACCAAGAGGCUCCUGCACAGCCAGGGUAGGAGCUUUAGGCAUCUCUGUCUCCCCUACUCCUUGGAUGUCAUCUCUCCAGUGCAGAGCAUCAAAAAUAAAAUGUAUUUCAAAACUCUCAUGAUUGAGUGU
Messenger RNA from Mus pahari (shrew mouse), 2910 nucleotides. RefSeq names its product hepatocyte growth factor-regulated tyrosine kinase substrate (gene Hgs). Gene Ontology annotation, molecular function: phosphatidylinositol binding; ubiquitin binding; metal ion binding. Bases 87 to 2417 code for a protein of 776 amino acids. The record is from RefSeq and is a predicted model, not a curated record. NCBI's taxonomy places the organism in Eukaryota, Metazoa, Chordata, Mammalia, Rodentia, Muridae. The transcript has 22 exons.